Messenger RNA from Cladocopium goreaui, 465 nucleotides. NCBI's taxonomy places the organism in Eukaryota, Dinophyceae, Suessiales, Symbiodiniaceae. The record is from the annotation of a GenBank genome assembly.
AUGUCUUUGGCGAAGGUUUGCAGGGCCUUUCCGGCCAGGACUGGAUUUUCUUCUCGAUUGCCGACGCUUUGCCAGCCCUGUAUGGAGGCCUUUCUGCAAGGAUGCGAUGUACCUCAGGUAUCGACUGCAUCUUUGGGCAGAGCCUUGUCAGCCUCUGGUGGCAAAGCAGUCUCGGCAUCUUCAGGAGGGUCUCAGCGCUUGACAUGUCGUCGAAGCCCUCUUCCGGAAGGGCUGCAAACGACUGCUGGGCUGGUGGAAGAGGCAUACUCGUCAAAGCCUACAGAGGUCCAAAGAAUACAAAGGAUGCAGGCGGCAAAGACCUUGCAGGCCGGCAUGUCAAUGCCAUCAGCACCACACCUGUGCCAGGAGAUCCAGCGACGGCACCAGUGGAAGAGGGGCACUCACUGGCAGGAGGUGGAACAGCUUUCGCCUGUUCCAAUGCAGCUCUUCUCACACGAAUCCUAG